CGCAGCUAUCAGUGUCAUUUUAUCGAAGCAGAACCACCCUGAACCGAAAUACCACCAGCACGAGGACCAUCAAGUCCAAAUAGCGAGGCCAAUAGCUAUCUACCAGAGGACCUUCCUGCUAACACCGUACAGCCACGCCCCGGCGAACACCAAGAGUCUUAAACUACCUACAUAUUUCAAGAACAAGAACGAAAUCGUCUACUCACCAUGCCUUUCCGCAACCACACAGAUAGCUCACCCUCCGUCAUCUUAGAAUUUCCCCCAAACGGCACCCCGUAUUCAUCACCAUGGACUCACUCGUAACCACCGCCCGCGCCAUCCAAACUCAACUAACCACAAAUAGCACCGGAAGCAAUGACCAAUACCUCCUAGUCCAAAACCUGCCCCCGGAAAUCAUUGACAACCUCAUCGAAGACAAGAAUGCCCUAGACGGAAUCCCCUUCCGUUUCACCUUCGAGAGAUACACUGGGCUAAUCAAGAUGAUUUCUGCUGAUCAUAUCGCCGUGACAAGAAAACUAGCAGAGACCGUCCUGCAAGAAUGUCUUCUUGCUGGCGUCCCAAACAAAAAAGAGAUACACUGGGCUAAUGCCGGUGCUGGUGCCGCUCCCACUACGUACAAGGUAGUAACAGGGAACAACAGCAAAGACAAAAGGAAACAACCAGAUGACAGCUUUCUGCCGCUAACUCGGCAGCCGCACGGUUGGCUGACUCUGGUCAUCGACACAUGUCCCCCAGAAUCUAUGCAACGUUUUCGCAAAGACGCAAAAUGGUAGUUUAAGAAUUCUGCCGAAGCUGUUCACACGGUUCUCACUCUGGGAAUCAACACGUGUACCAAGACCGUCGAGGUGGAGAGGUGGCGGUAU
Aspergillus ruber CBS 135680 is the source of this 863-nucleotide messenger RNA. RefSeq lists its product as uncharacterized. The transcript has a single exon. The coding region runs from base 288 to 773 and encodes 161 amino acids. NCBI's taxonomy places the organism in Eukaryota, Fungi, Ascomycota, Eurotiomycetes, Eurotiales, Aspergillaceae. The record is from RefSeq and is a predicted model, not a curated record.